GAGAGCGGUGUAGUUAGUUUAGCGUUGACUGUUUUAGCUGUUUUAGUCGCGAUAAUCGCGGCGGUUUUGCACUACAUGGAGAAUUCAGCGGAACCUGUGGACUAUAAAGGGAUGGAUGUGGCUGCACUAGAGGAAAACUUCAGACAAAAGAAUAAAAGUUGUUUUAUUCUCGGUGCUUCUGGAGAGACGGGAAAAGCUCUUCUAAAGGAAAUUGUGCAGCGCAAUGUUUUCACCAAAGUUACCCUGAUUGGGCGACGACAGCUGAGCUUUGAGGAUAAAGCUUAUGAAAAUGUGGUGCAAGAAGUGGUGGAUUUUGAGAAGCUGGACGUAUACGCCCAAGCAUUUCAGGGUCACGAUGUUGGAUACUGCUGUCUCGGAACAACCAAAGCAAAAGCUGGAACUGAGGGAUUUAUCCGUGUUGAUCAUGACUACGUACUGAAAUCAGCAGAACUAGCCAAAGCUGGUGGUUGCACACACUUCCACCUGGAGUCAUCUAAAGGAGCUGACAAAACCAGCAGUUUCCUUUAUUUAAAUACCAAGGGCAAAGUGGAAGCAGAUGUAGAGGAGCUAGGCUUUGAGCGAUACUCCAUCUACAGACCUGCAGUGCUCUUGGUGAACAGAGAGGAGAGCAGACCAGCCGAAUGGGUGGCACGCAAAUUUCUCGGAGCGUUCUCCACCGUGUUCCCCACAGCGAUGUCCAUCCCUAUCGCCACCGUGGCUCGAGCCAUGCUGAUCAACACGCUCAUCGAGGGAGAGAGGAAAACCGAGAUCCUUGAAAACAAAGCCAUUAAUAACCUCGGCAAGAUCGGGGAAAAACAUUAAGCUGUGGAUUGUUCAAGUCGCAUGUAUCAAGUACAAAUGUUGCUUUAAUUUAAUACUCCAUUUAAAAGGGAUGUUUGGUGGUUUGGUGAUAUCCUGUACAGAAACUUUAAAUUGUCUUGCAUAAAAUCAUAAGGGAUCUUUCUGUUCAUCUGUGAGCCUUUAACAUGAGGGUUAUGAGUUUUCCCUAAUGGCUAGGGUUCAAUAGAAGGGUUCGUAGAUGCGCAUCCCUCUCAUAUUUCAUUACUUGACCCGGCUGUUUUGUGCAAUUCACUGUAUGACUUAUUUUUAUUUAUUUUUUUGUUUUGUUUUUUUUUUAACUGAUGAACAGAUCUUUUUCCUUGAAUAUCAGUUAAGGUUAAAUUAUUUUUGAGGGAAUUAUAGUUAGAUUAAAUAUGUCUGUACAAUACAUUGCAAAGUCUAUUAAAAAAUGCAUAAUGAAAAAAGAUAUUUACAGUUCUAUAUUUAAAAA
Molecule: messenger RNA, 1291 nt
Organism: Ictalurus punctatus (channel catfish)
Lineage: Eukaryota; Metazoa; Chordata; Actinopteri; Siluriformes; Ictaluridae
Gene: htatip2
Product: HIV-1 Tat interactive protein 2
Biological process (GO): import into nucleus
Cellular component (GO): cytoplasm
Source: RefSeq, marked provisional